AUGUCGGAUCGCGUAUCAUUCGAAUGCUCGACCCCUCAGCACUUGAACGAAUUUGUAUUUGAAUUCAAUCCAGUUGAUGCCGACAUAAAUCCAAAACGUGAACUGAUUGAAUCUUCGGAAUCCAUUGAUUCUAAAUUGAUGGAACUGUUUUCAUAUAAAGGCGAGACUGAUUAUGACGGUGGAUAUACGUGGAACAAAAGCAGACUAGCCACCAUGCUCCGUGGUUCAUGUCAAUGGGAGAGAUAUUUGAAGAGUUUGAACAUUACAUUAGUACAACUUGAAAAACUUUUCAAUCUGAUCCAGAAAUUCCUCGAUUUCCGUCAAUUGAGAACAGACUUUCUCGUGAAUGGAUCGACGAAUGCAAAGUUUGAAGGCUCAAAGUUCGAAUCGAAAGAAAUGGAAUAUGAAUUGGACAAAGUGAUCAGUCAAUUCAUUCAUGAAUUCUCUACGACUGGUUAA
Caenorhabditis remanei is the source of this 459-nucleotide messenger RNA. RefSeq lists its product as uncharacterized. The transcript has 3 exons. Bases 1 to 459 code for a protein of 152 amino acids. NCBI's taxonomy places the organism in Eukaryota, Metazoa, Nematoda, Chromadorea, Rhabditida, Rhabditidae. The record is from RefSeq and is a predicted model, not a curated record.